AUGGAGUGUGGGUAUUUUCUAGCAGAUAUUCAGAAGGAUCCAAGAUUUGCCAACACAACUACUGUGUCUGAUUUGUGUCGGCGGUUAGUUGAAUCAAGAAAGUCAGCAUUCUUUCCUAUGAUUUAUAGAUUGAUUUGUCUUGUGUUGACUCUGCCAGUUUCUACAGCAACAACAGAGAGAGCAUUUUCAUCUAUGACCAUCAUAAAAAACAAACUUCGAAAUAAGAUGGAAGAUGAGUUUUUUGAUGAUUUGAUGGUUCUCUACAUCGAAAAAGAAUUUGCCGAUAGCAUUGAUAAUGAUUCUGUGAUUGCUGAGUUUGAACUCAGUGGGUCUAGGAGGUUGCCUUCCAAAGGACUUAAAGAAGAUAUCUUUCUAUCAUCAUCACUUGGAAAUCUCACACAUCUCACCCACCUGAAUCUCUCUCACAAUUCACUUUCUGGUUCACUAGACCAAAGUACUAGAUUCUUCUUGUCUUUGAAUCAUUUGGAUGUCCUUGAUUUGAGCUAUAACCUUCUUUCCGGAGAGCUACCAACUUCAUUCUUCAAACAUGCUUGGAAUAUGACUAGUUCCAAUGUCAGCAACAACAACUUCUCAGGUUCUAUUCCAUCCUCUAUUUGUAUUCAUGAUUACUCACCAUCAUUUGGGCUGUUGGAUACUUCCUUCAAUAAAUUCAGUGGCAAUAUAUCUUGUGGACUAGCAGAGUGUUCCAAACUGCAGGUUUUUCAUGCUGGUUACAAUAACCUCUCAGGAAUACUUCCAGUAGAGAUGUAUAAUGCUACCACACUUGAAGAAAUUUCAUUACCUGCUAAUUCUCUUUCUGGAGUCCUUGGUGAUAAAAUGCUGCAACUUGCGAACCCCACAAUCCUUGAUCUCUCCUAUAACCAAUUGAGUGGUGUGCUCCCUCACCAUUUUGGCAAGUUCUCUAAGUUGAAACUCAUGGUUCUUGAUUUCAACAAUCUAGAAGGUGAAUUUCCAGAGGAACUCUGUAGACUACCAGCAUUGGUAUAUAAACAAACACCAGCUCAAGUAGACGAUAUUGAUCUUGAAUUGGCUAUCUACGGAUACAAUGGCGCAACAUUAGUACAAUGCAAAUUGUCUUACUUUCCUCCAGCUAUUUAUGUAGGCAAUAAUACCAUUAAGGGGAACAUACCUACUGAGACGGCCAAUUGCAGCUUCUCCAUGGAUUAA
Rosa rugosa (rugosa rose) is the source of this 1188-nucleotide messenger RNA. RefSeq names its product receptor-like protein 2. The record is from RefSeq and is a predicted model, not a curated record. NCBI's taxonomy places the organism in Eukaryota, Viridiplantae, Streptophyta, Magnoliopsida, Rosales, Rosaceae. Gene Ontology annotation, molecular function: protein dimerization activity. Bases 1 to 1188 code for a protein of 395 amino acids. The transcript has 3 exons.